AUGAAUUCAACAAAUGAUGAAUAUAUUAAUUCGUUAUCAGUAUGGGGACAUCAACAAUUAAUUCUUUGUAUAAUUAGUAUUUCACUUAGUAUUCUUCUAGUUUGUAUAAUAUUUAUUGUACCUGCUGCGAUUAUUAUUCGUCGAACACAACGACGUCAAAUUCAAUUAAAUUUAAGAGAAUCACAGCGUUUUAUUGGAUUCAUGUAG
Messenger RNA from Adineta steineri, 207 nucleotides. The record is from the annotation of a GenBank genome assembly. NCBI's taxonomy places the organism in Eukaryota, Metazoa, Rotifera, Eurotatoria, Adinetida, Adinetidae.